This is a messenger RNA of Hemicordylus capensis (graceful crag lizard), 2377 nucleotides long. It is a transcript of the gene LARP6, whose product is annotated as La ribonucleoprotein 6, translational regulator. The record is from RefSeq and is a predicted model, not a curated record. The transcript has 3 exons. Bases 333 to 1853 code for a protein of 506 amino acids. Lineage: Eukaryota; Metazoa; Chordata; Lepidosauria; Squamata; Cordylidae. Gene Ontology annotation, cellular component: nucleus. Gene Ontology annotation, molecular function: mRNA binding. Gene Ontology annotation, biological process: RNA processing.
CGUCGUGCGCUCCGCACCCACACAGGGCCUGAUGGACUGAACAUCCCCAUGGGCAGCCCACGCGGGCUUUCCGAUACUUCCACUCUCCCGCCGCCAAGUUUGCGCUCGUAGCUGCGGUGGCGAGCGCGAGGAGGACGAGGAGGAGGAGCUGGGAGCGCCGCCUCGGCUCCAGCGGGCUGAGGGCUGCGCAGGGGGAGGCGGAGCCAGCCCGGGGCGCGGCGCUCGUCCUCGCCUCGCCCGGCUGGGUCGCCUCUGGCACCGCUUGGCAGCAGCAAAGGCGGGCAGCACAACAGGCAGCUCUGGCCUCUGUGCCCGGGCAGAGCGCGGACGGCAUGGCGGAGCCGGAGGAACCCCCGGCGGCCCCGAGGCAGGAAAACGAGGCAGGGGGACUGGACGGCGGCGUCGGCGGCCCCGUGGAGAUCCGAGUGGCCGCCGCUCCGGACGCCGAAGAGGAGGAGGACGAAGAAGAGGAGGAGGAGGAAGAUCGCCGCCGCGGGGGCCUGUGCCUGACUCCGCUGGGCGGCGGCAGCUGCAGCGAGGACGAUUCCGGCAGAUGCUACGGAGGAGGCGGCGGUGGCGGGUGGAGAUCCAGCGGUGGUGAGAAUGAUGGAGACGACUCAAGCCACAACUGGAAACCCCCCGAGCAAGAGCUGGUCCUGAAACUGGUGGCCCAGAUUGAGUAUUACUUUUCCGACGAGAACCUUGAAAAAGAUGCUUUCCUCCUGAAGCACAUCCGGCGAAACAAGAUGGGGUACGUCAGCGUUAAGCUGCUGACGUCAUUCAAAAAGGUCAAACACUUGACACGUGACUGGAGAACCACGGCGUAUGCGCUGAAAUACUCUGAUGUCCUGGAGCUGAACGAAGACAGCAGAAAGGUUCGCCGGAACUCACCCGUUCCUGUGUUUCCUAGCGAGAAUCUCCCUAGCAAGAUGCUUCUUGUCUAUGACAUCUGCCUGGUUUCUGAUCUCCAUCCUCUCGAUCAGAAGCAAGAGAAUGGAUGUGUUCAAGAGAAGAUGAUGGAGCACCUUCUGAAAGCCUUUGUCGGGUUUGGCGUCAUUUCGUCUGUUCGCAUUCUCAGACCCGGACGGGACCUUCCGCCGGAUAUUAAAAGGUUCAGCAGCCGAUACAGCCAAGUCGGAACCAAAGAGUGUGCGAUCAUAGAGUUUGAAGAGGUCGAUGCAGCGAUAAAAGCUCACGAGUCGAUGGGUAUUUUGGACCAUGAAACUAGUAUGAAAGUUGUCCUCAUUGGGAUGAAGCCACCAAAGAAGAAGGUUUUGAAAGAUAAGAACUGUGAUGAUGACCCCAGCAAGGGUCUUCACAAGACACGGUCCAUGAAUAAGAGAGUUGAAGAGCUUCAGUUUGUUGGUGAUGAAUCUUCGGCCAACAGCUCUUCUGAACCGGAGAGUAAUCCAACCUCUCCCCUGUCAGGCCGCAGAACCAGCUCCUCCAACAUGCUGAGUCCCUGCACCUACCAAAACAACCAUCUUAGCCCCAACGUCUCGCCAAGAUCAAGUCCUUGGAACAGCCCUUCUUCACUGCGUAAGGUUUCCAGGAUGUCUCCGCUUGCCGAAGAUGGCAAGCGUAGCUUAAGCACUAGUCCUGAAAUGGCGAGGAGAUGUGCAGAUUACUCAUCUGACAGCAGCAUUACCCCUUCAAGUAGUCCCUGGGUUCAAAGGAGACGGCAAGCUCAGACUCUGACGCAGGAGAAAAGUCCAGUUGGUAGCCCAAUGCUAGGUCCCAAAAUUCAGUCUGCGGAUGGGCUACCUGUUGGAGUACUUCGUUUACCAAAAGGGCCAGAUGGUACAAAGGGAUUCCAUAUUGGGUACGAAAGGAAUAAACCCACCAAGGACUAAUAGGUUUUGUGCAGAAAGUUGGACAAAAAUAAUGAACCAGUCAUUGGAUUAUUCCAGUGCUGAAUAUCUUCAGUGACUUGGAUCAAGGCAGUAUUUCAUUUUUUAAAAUGUUUUCUAUCAGUGUAGCUUUGUACAUUUGUAUUUGCACAUAAUCAACAAACUGUAUUUGUUCUAACGUUUCUUCCGUGUCCAUGCAUUUUACUUUUUUAUGCCAGGUUUCCCAGACAUUUCAUGGGAAGAAGUUAUUUUGCAAAGCUCAGAUUCUCAACAUGGCAAAGUGCAAAUAUAUUUAGUUGUCGCACAAGUCUUGAGUUGUACCAGAUGGUUUGCUGUUAUGCUGAAGUCUGUCUCGGGUUUUUGGUUUUUGGUUUGGGUUUUUUUGCAAUGUCUUGAAAGGAACUCUUGAGUUUCAGAUAUUUGAGUUUCUAGUAUCUUGCCUAAUGUUCCAAAGAUACUUCCUAGUAUAUGGUACAACCAAAAAGUGUAUUUUUGGUGGUAUGAAUUAAAAAUGUGAACACUCAAAA